Molecule: messenger RNA, 2531 nt
Organism: Olea europaea var. sylvestris
Lineage: Eukaryota; Viridiplantae; Streptophyta; Magnoliopsida; Lamiales; Oleaceae
Product: protein OBERON 3-like
Exons: 1
Coding region: 279-2204 (641 amino acids)
Cellular component (GO): nucleus
Source: RefSeq, a predicted model, not a curated record
UCUUUUGGGUCAGUUUUGUAAUUUCAGACACUCCAAGGAAGCAUAAUCCGCGUCAGAUAUUCAAGUGUGAACAAGUAGAAUAAUAGGAAUUCACCCGUUGUCAAACGCGCACAGAGGAGAGAGAGAGGCUAUGGCGUGCAAAGCUCGAACCUUUUACCAAAGCAUUCUCUGAAGUUUUAUCGGCCGCUCUUUUUGUUUUUCAGCUCUCUUCUCUGUAAGUUUUUAAUCAGUUUCCUUUGCUUUAGAUUUUAAAAAUUUUUAAAUCUAUUCUGGAAGUGAUGAUGAAAGAGAGAGAAUAUUUAGGUGAGUCAUCUGGGGAGAAAAAUAAGGAGAACCCAGAUGAUAAGAUGGAGUUUCAAGAAAAGGGUAUUGAUUUUCUUGCAGAAAACGCCCAGAAUAAAAUUAAAAUGAUGGGUGGUUUAGAUGAAAACGCUGUUAAGAUUGGGAAUUCUGGUUCUCAGGAGCUCACGCUUAGUUACCUCUGUGAAAAUUCCAAACUUGGAGUUUCUGAGAAAGAUUUUUCAGGCAAAAAUCUGUUGAAUUCUUUUGAAAAAUUGAGUGGUUAUAAAGGAAAAGAGAUAUUGGUUUCCGAGGAUCAAAAUGAAAUGAGUAAUAAUUUGUGGGUAGAGAGAGAUUUUCUUCGGUUGAAUGAGAAUAGAGGGAAUUCGUCUAAGAGGGAAGUUGACAAUGAGAAAAUUGGGGGAGAGAAUGGAGAAAAGAAGCCAAAAGUUGAGUCUUUGAACCUUUCUUUAGCGUUACCUGAGGUUUCAAUCUCUUUGGCUGGGUCUAACCGCAUCCAAAAUGGGGAUCUUCCAGACCGGCUGAGGCCGAGUAGGAGUGUUCAGUCUCUGGUGCCAUCUUAUAACAAUACAAUGACAACUUACUCAAAUGAUUACACAGCUGCCUCGCUUUCCUAUUCAUAUUCCCACCCUUUUUCGCACAAUCCCAGUUGCUCACUCACUCGCAAUUCAACAGAGAAUUUUGAGUACUCGGCUGGGAGUCACCGGAGGGAGUGUGAUCAGAUAUGGAAUUGUGGGGAAGGGACUAAUGGGUCGGUUCAUAGCCGCUUUAGGCCUAUUGGGGAUGGGAAUGUUGCAUUUUCUAAUCAUGAAGUUGGUGGUGGAGGAUUUGGAUUGGGUAAUUGUGGUAGAAUCAAUAAGGAUUCAUGUAAUAAUAGUCUUCAUAAGACUACGAGCUCAGACAAUCAUUCCUUUUUCCCAUCUGAGUUGCCAGCAAGGCCGAGGAUAGAUGCUCAAUCGGGUGAUUUUGGAGGGAGAGCAUCAGAGGGUCGAAGAGAUUUGGAGAAUGUAGACGGAGGUAGGGGUCGUAAGAUUUCUAUGCCCAAGAGGAUACUCAGAGAAAUUGUAUCGGAGUCUAUUCCAGUAAUGGCUCAGAAAAUUCAGGAGCUUACUGAUGAAACAAUUGAAUCUACUAAGGAAUAUUUGAAGAAUCUCAUUAAUAUGCCAGAGAGGAAAGAUGAAUUGAUGGGGCUCCAAAACAGACUCGAGAGAAGAUCCGAUCUGACCAAAGAGACUCUCUCAAAGUGUCAUAAGGUCCAGCUUGAAAUUUUGGUUGCAAUUAAAAUGGGGCUUGGAAGCUUCAUAUCAGGCAAAAGCCAACUUCCAACUGCUGAAUUGGUUGAUAUAUUCUUACUUCAAAGGUGCCGAAACAUUAUCUGCAAGAGGAUAUUACCUGUUGAAGAUUGUGACUGCAAAAUUUGCUCAACAAAACAGGGAUUCUGCAGCGAAUGCAUGUGUCCUGUAUGUCUAAACUUCGAUUGUGCCAACAACACUUGCAGUUGGGUUGGUUGUGACCUUUGUUCUCACUGGUGCCAUGCAGCCUGUGCACUUCAGAGCAAUCUCAUAAAGCCUGGCCCAUGCGUAAAGGGGCCUUCAGGGACAACUGAGGUACAGUUUCAUUGCCUUGGAUGUGGUCAUACUUCCGAGAUGUUUGGGUUCGUUAAGGAUGUUUUCAUGAAUUGUGCUAAAAAUUGGGAUGCCCAAACCAUGAUAAAAGAGUUUGACUGUGUUAGGAAAAUCUUUAGGGGAAGUGAAGAUCGCAAAGGCAAGGAGCUGCAUGUGCAAGCCAAUGAGAUGCUUACCAAGCUUGAGAACCAGAUAAUGACUCCUUCAGAUGUCUGCAAUUUCAUUUUCCAGUUUUUCAACUGUAAGUAUCCAAACCAACUUUUCUUGCUCGUCCUUUGACUUAGUUGUUCUUUGCGAUUGGCAAAUUUCAUCUGAAGCAAAUUUUUUCAUUACCAAAGAUGUGUUGUUAAUUUUCAUCUGUUCUUCUGGAAGGCUUUGCUACAAUUAUGUAUGGUCAUUUAUCUCAUUUAUUUCAUGGAGGAUUGCAUGAUUCUAUGGAAGUUAAUGAGAUUCUCAAGUCGAUUACUUGCAUUAAAAUGAAGAAAUAGAGAUUUUUUUCUUUUGGUUGCAACUUCUGGAUAUUAAGAUGUUUUGGUCAAUCAAAUAUUAAAAUGACAAGACAAAGAUCGUUGUCUGUGCUCAAGAUCUACAUAGCUUAUAACAUUC